This is a messenger RNA of Phoenix dactylifera (date palm), 1437 nucleotides long. Its product is annotated as septum-promoting GTP-binding protein 1-like. Gene Ontology annotation, molecular function: GTPase activity; GTP binding. The record is from RefSeq and is a predicted model, not a curated record. NCBI's taxonomy places the organism in Eukaryota, Viridiplantae, Streptophyta, Magnoliopsida, Arecales, Arecaceae.
GGAUAGUAGAUUGAGAAGGCCAGAUUAAAGAAGAGCAGAGGAGAGGAGAGCUCCACAAAGAGAGAAAGGAAAACAAAACACUUCCAACAAUAAUAAAAUAGCUCCUCCUCCUCCUCCUCCUCCUCCUCCUCCUCCCCCCUCCCUUGUUGAUGGCGAGGCCAGGCCUUCAACCAUCCUCCCCCACCACCACCACCACCAUCACCACCAUCACCACGACCACCUCGCCAUGACUCACUUCAGCCGGACGUUGACUCGUCUCGACCAUAAGUGGGCUCGCUUCGUCCAUCUCGCCGUCGUCCGCCGCUUCUUCCGCCUCCUCUGGGACAACCUCCUCGCAUGUUCUUCGCCCGGCGGCCACGCCCGGUACCGGCGGCUAGAGGGCGGCCUCUCGCCGCAGCUCAAGGCGGUCGAGGACGUCCCUGCGGCGGCCGCAGGCCCUUCGGACGCAUGCAGCGAUAUCGAGGUGGAUACCGAUUUGGUGCCGCUGAAGAUUAGCCUCCUCGGCGACUGCCAUAUCGGAAAAACAAGCUUCAUGGUUAAGUAUGUGGGAGAUAUAGAGGAACAGAGGGGGUUACAACUGACAGGGCUGAAUCUAAUGGAUAAAAUUUUAGCCGUUAGGGGUGCGAGGAUUGGAUUUAGUAUUUGGGAUGUUGGAGGUGAUCGUCAGUUUCUUGAUCAUGUCCCUAUAGCUUGUAAAGAUGCUGCGGCGAUUCUUAUUAUGUUCGAUCUAACCAGCCGUUGCACACUAAAUAACGCUAUCAACUGGUAUCAACGAGCAAGAAAAUGGAAUAAGACGGCAAUCCCUAUCUUAAUAGGAACGAAGUUUGAUGACUUUGCUCAGCUUCCUCUUGAAAUGCAAUGGACCAUAGUGAAUCAGCCCCAUGAAGCUAAGCUUCCUUUCUACCUGAGUGGUUGCUCUAUUGGGAAAUAAGAAAAGCAUUAGGUGAUUUAAACCUGAAUUGAAGUGCAACACCUAUGUAUGUGGUAGGCAUGGUGAACAAAUGUGUCCUUUUCAUCUCAGAAUGAUGAUGAAACUUCCUGCCUUCCAAUAACACCAGACACAUGCCAUGCAACUGAACUAUAAUGGCAUAGAGGUGUAGUACUUUUGACAAUGGAUAGCAGCUGGACCCAAACCAUACUCCAUGGGAAAAUGAUGGGAAAAAUCAGUACAAAAGUGAAAAAUAAUUGAAAAACUAUGCCACAGUUAGCUAUACUUUUCUGUAUUAAAAGGGAGCAGAAAAGAGAAGAAACAACUGAUGUGUUAGGGUAGCCAUCAGAAAAGGUGCAUGAAAUGCUAUGUCUCUGUAUUCACAUCCAGAAUAAAUUUUUUAUAGCAGAAGUAACACUUUCCAUGAGUGAUGAUCCUCAUAUAUAGUUCGGAUCAUAUGUCAUCUAAUUUUCUCAAACCUCUACCAGUAUAUUUAAAUUCUCUUUCCA